Lepidothrix coronata (blue-crowned manakin) is the source of this 4070-nucleotide messenger RNA. RefSeq names its product fractalkine-like. NCBI's taxonomy places the organism in Eukaryota, Metazoa, Chordata, Aves, Passeriformes, Pipridae. Bases 365 to 1732 code for a protein of 455 amino acids. The transcript is spliced from 4 exons. Gene Ontology annotation, molecular function: CCR chemokine receptor binding; chemokine activity. Gene Ontology annotation, cellular component: extracellular region. Gene Ontology annotation, biological process: lymphocyte chemotaxis; G protein-coupled receptor signaling pathway; cellular response to interleukin-1. The record is from RefSeq and is a predicted model, not a curated record.
GGGGGGGGAGAAGAGCUGCCUAUAUUGGCCCCUGUGUGCUCUAGGCCUGUUUCAGGCUCACAGCCUGGGAAUAUUCCUGCCUUCUGUGCCCUGAUUGAUCUCGGGGGGGCUGUGGCAAAAUCAAAAGGGGGCCACUGUUUUGCUCUCGAUGUGAACUAACAGUGUGUCAGAAGAUGACUGUUUGCAGAAAGUCCAUUUCAGCAGACAGCCUUGGAAACUGUGCCACCAGAACUCAAAGUGAUAUCGAUGGAAAUGGCUUUUGUGCAGAAGUGAACAAAUGUCUUAACAACUGCAAGUGAAAUACACCAAGACAGAGUUUUGGACUGCAAUAAGGUUCCUGAAAUGGGUCAAGAACCACGGGAACAUGAAGGCUGUUUCUGUCCAGAUCCUGCUUGUGCUGAGGGCCUUGUGCCUGGUCACCCUGGCUGGAGGGCAACCCAAAGCGCCUCUGAAGUGUUCAAAUGAAUGCUCUGGUUUUACAUCUGUGAUAGCAGAGAAGAGGAUAAGGAGCUACCGCCGGACCGAGCCCGGAUGCACAAAACAAGCCAUCAUAUUAACUACUCUGAAGUCUAAGGAGUUUUGUGCAGAUCCAGAGGCUGAGUGGGUGAAGAAGAUUGUAAAGAAACUGGACCAGAAAAAGGCCACAGCCUCCCCACUUGGGCAUGAUGCCACCUCACCAGAAGAGGCCGGUGAUGUUCAGAAACAGGUUGGUCUUCCAGUAAGGGCUCCAUCUCAAGCCAUUGCUCCAACUGGUUUCUUCCAAGGGACCACCACAACAGCCUGGGAGAGAAUACAUGCUCCUACUGCGAGGACAGAGGUGUCCAGCAAGUCCCCUCCAGCCAGGCAGGACAGCACCCAGCUCCCUGCAGGGUCACCCUCCGUGACACAGGAAUAUGCUGCGCGCUCUGAGGUCGCUCCAGAAGCAAACAGAGACUCCUCAAAUUCUCCUGCAUCUUCAACAGCUCUCACAGCAGGCAUGGGCUCCAGCCAGCCCACCCCACAUCCCACAGCUCGUGUGCAUGGCUUUUACAACACCAUGAGAUCUACAGAAGAAUGUGCAGGACAUACUGCAAAUGCUGCGGCUGAUGUUCAAGACACAACUUCUCCUGACUCAGAUUCGGACCCAAUGGCAACUACUAAAGGAUCAGACAAACCUCUGCUUUCUACAAGUGAAUCUCUGGACUCUACAACUGCCAGGGCCAAUGCACCAGACACUGCUUCCAGCAGUUCUAGAUCAGAUCUCCCCUCCACCCUGGACAGUGUGGACAUUGCAACACCCCCAGACACACCAAUUCCACCAGACACUAGUUCAGUUUCUACUCUGAACUCCACCAUUGCCACAGACAAAGGGGCUUCUGUCCAUAGCAACAAGGUUGUUGGUUCCUCUACAGAUGGGUCUGGUACUAGAACACGUGAUUAUUCAUCACCUGUAGGAAAGCAAGAGCCUUCUGAUACAUUAGUUUUUGCUGGCCAGGCAUUCUCGGGCCAAGCCAGGGUGCAGACGAUCACAGACAGGCCAGAUGAUCAGCCUCUGUCCAGCUUCUUGUCUCAAACACACUUUGUCAUCCCCGUUUCUGUGGUAAGCGCGGUGACCAUUUGCACUGUUGCUCUUGUGUGGCUGUACCUGAAGUUUGGAAUGAGACCAGAAGAAUCGUCGAGAGAAAUGGUGCAGGGCUUGCUCUACCAGAGGGCAGGACAUCAGAACAAUGCCUAUCCAAUGGAAGUAAUCUGAGUGCUUCUUGGCAUGGACAUUUUUGGCCUAAACUAUAUGUGUGUGUUACUGCAGAACAGCUGUUUAUGCUGAACAGGUGACCACCGGUAGGAAGCAAGCCAGGGAAUAAAAAUACCAGAGCAAACCUGUAUUUUUGCAGAGCAGAAUGUCCAACAAUACAUCUGUUUUGUCAUUGACCAAUGACAGUGUUUUGGAAAUCAUUGAGACACUUCUUUUCUUCUGGCACUGUUACACACGACGGCUGUGGCUGUUCUUCCUCUGCUGGUGGCUCUUUGCCAGGGGGUAGGCAGAAGUGGAUUCCCAAAUUGCUGUUGGGAAUUUUUCUGUGAUUCAUCAUGGCUAAGCCAAGAAGCCACUCACUCACCCACACUGUUGGACUCGGGCUCAGCCACCCCAAGCAAUCUUAGCACCAAACCCACACGAUUUGCACUUAAACUCUCUGCUGCUUCUCUGUGCUUCAGGUCUCUGCUCUGUCAGACCAAGGCCAAAGCUGGGUGCUGGCUCUCCUUGGGCUGAUCAAAUGUACUCUAAUUAUUUCUUCUUGCUGCAGACACGAGGGAUAGCCCAGCUUUUCAGAAGGAGGUGACCAUAACUGCAUCUGAUCACGGUGCUGAAGGUCAGUGCUACAGACUUCGUGUUCACAGAAGCUGGGAACCCACAGUCUGUCUCCUCCUUGAAAUCAGGCCCUUCCUCUCAACAGCAUUUCUUCUUGCAGAUGUGGUCUGAGACCUGCUCCUUAGGAAAUCAAUGCAAUGAAACCCUUCUGCCAGCUGAUAUGCCCCGUGUCCAGCUGCAUCCAACACCGGGGCAGGAUAAUGCAAAUGAUUCUUUGCAAAUGGGAGAAAACAAGAAGUCACCCAAUAGUGUUGCUAUUCCUGUGAUAACAUUGGAACACUUUUGCUGUUCUCUGCAAGCAAAAAAACCCAGGAAAUAAUCUCUUGGAGGAGCUAAAGACAGUUCUGGAUUUAGUCAUGUAGGAAUUACUCCACCACAGCAGAUGUAACAUCCUUCUGCUUCCAUAGUCUCUCUAGAAAUAAGGACAUUUGCUGAUGCACCAAACAAACAAACAAAAAAAAAAAAAAAAGGAGGAAAAAACAAGAACAAAAUGGCUGUUCAUAGUUCUACACUUCAUCUGCAUUUUAGUUUUUCCAUCCUGGAUAGCACUGAUCACCAGGCUAUGAAAGCAUCCUAACAGUAACAGGCUUUUUUUAAACCCAAGUUGAUUUUGAUUUUUACACCUCCAGGCACUGCUGUAUGUAAGCUUUAUGUUUUAUCUGUGGUCAGGUCCUGAAAGCCCUUAUUAGACUUCGACCCCAGUGUGAGUUUUGCUGGAGCGUGCAAAGGUCUUCACGAUACGAUGCUUUGUGAGUAGAUACAUAUCAAGGGUCAGAUCCUCCUCUAACCAACCUCAGUGGAUCAGAUCCCAAAGUAUGAAUAUGCACAUAGAAAAAAAAGGAAGGAAAAGCACAUAAUAAACAAGAUCAUCAAAGCAAAAAUGAGGGGCCAGCUGUGAGGCAGAGCCUGAAGAAGGCAGCCUGUUAAACCCAUCAGAUCACCCCCUCACAGCAUCCAUUCAGCCCUGCAGGUGGAGAGGACAGACAACAACUGUGUUUGUCUUCUGCCAUCAUACAGCCCCUUCUUUCUGUGUUUUGUUGACUUGAGAGAGGGGAGCCAGGGAUUCAUCUGGGGGUUUGCAAGUGUGGAAUGCAAUUAGAUUAAUUGCAUUGUGGGGUGAAGUCCUUCCUUGUGCAGCCCAGCUGUGGAACGCUGUCUGGCGAGGAUUUUCCUGGAGGGUGAAUCAGGGGCUGUCAGUGCCACGUCCCCAUCCACCCCGCUUGUGCACAGUCGGGAUUUGUGAAGUAUUGUAUGUGGCAUUAUUUUUAUAUAAAACACUAGAAAUGUUAUUUUUGUAGUAAAGUUUUGUAGCCUUUUGAAUGUAUGCGAUGCCCUGUCUGCGCUGCUUGGAGCUGAGACCUUGCUGGGAACACUGGAAAACACUGUGCCUUGUUUAUUUUCUUCCUGGUCUGAGACGGCUUGUGCAUGUCCAUGGGAGCAGGAUCACUCUCCAGGCCCUUCAGCAAAUGGGGUGGACACCUGUCUGGCUACAGGUGAAGUCCUUGGCUCGAAGUGAUGCUGGGGAGAUGAAUGUGCACCAGUCAGAUCACCUGGAGUCCCACAAUGCUAUUUGUAAGGACACUGGUUUCAGCUCCACGGGUGGCUCCCGUCGUCUUCCAGCUGCCACAGUCCCACUGGAACUCCUCAGGAGGAGUUGCUUCUCCAGCCUGGCCCUGUCCUUGUCCUUGCCCUGCUCCCCUCUCCUGUUCCUGGGCUGUUAGCA